GUGUGUGUGUCGUACAGUAAUACCAUCUACAAAAGUAGAGGGAAAGUUUAUAAUUCAGUUUGGUGAGCAAUUGGACACCCUGGAUUUGUCCCUGUAUUGCCCUGGAGGCAAGUUAGCGGCAAUUCGAGGUCUAGACAAGUCUAGGAUGCGUUCCACUAAAAUUAAAUGUGAUGAUUUGAUAGUAAUUUAUCACAAAGAAAUAAAGUCAAUAAAGUAGGGGUCCAAGAAGGAAUUUGUCUAACGUUAUCGAGCAAGUGUUAAUAAUAAGUUUGAGACUGAUUCUUUGAUCCGUGGGAUUGUUACACGAAGGUUAUAAACAUCUGGUUGCUGGAAUCCAAACGCUAUGAAGACUCUCUUCGAUCAGGCAAGGAUUGUUGUCCAGAGACGGGAAACAUAUGGAGGUUUCAACAUGUGCAUGUCUAAGUACAUUGAUACAAGCAAAUGUACUCUGGUAUUAAGCGUGCCUCUUGUCUGGAUCAGCCUUUGACUCGGCCUCACAAACUGAAGAUUCAAUUAAACUCCUGGAGUACAGGACGUAUGCAAAUUAAAUUUUCUUUAGAUAUUGCCAAACAGGGUACAUAAUUUCAAGACUAACCAUAGUCAUAGAGGAUGUUUGAGAGUUAGUUCAAUUAGAAAAGAUUAAUAGUUGAUGCAUAUAUUGAAUAAUAUGCAAAUAUAUAUUUAUAGUGAAUUUAGAUAAUUCAAAAUCUUCAAGCGAUCAAUUAUAAUGUGACAUAAUUGUUAGUCAAGUGCCAGUGCAAGUAUCAUGCAGUUGAAAAUAAUCAUGUACAAUAAUGAAUGACACAUGUAAUAAGAUGAGUAAUUAGAUUAGUAGAAUAAGUAGAAAAGAGAACAAUGUCAGUUCCUUCUUGCUCAACAAGUAAAGGAUUAAACAAUGAAACUACUAAAGAAGAAGUAGUCUAUGGAAAAUGGGAACGUUUUACUAAUUGGGUGCAUUGUAUAUGCAUCGUUACUUUCGAUCUUGAAUUGGGUCAAGCUAUAGAGGCGAUUUAUCCAAGUCAUGUUAAAUUAUCGGAACAAGAGAGAUCCAAUGUUUGUUACUUAGCCUUUCCCGAUUCCAAUUCUGGAUGUAUGGGAGAUACCCAGUAUCAUGUAAGAAUAAGACAAAGUAGUAAAACGAUGCAAGAAACUAAUGCUCUCAAGGAAUAUGACAGGAAAUCACCUUCUUUUCUACAAACUGAUAGAGAUUAUUACUGGGGAUACGUAUAUUUCCGACAAGUAAAGGAUAAAUCGUUGCCCAGAGGAUAUUUUCAAAAGAGUGUUGUUAUAAUUACAAAACUGCCAUUUGUUAAUUUGUUCGGUGAAUUAUGUGCUUUAAUUGCGCCGGAAUUUUUCGAGACUGGAAUAGCGCUUAUGGAAGCUGUGGUGCGCGAGAUUGAUCACUGGCCUCCUCCAGUUCCAGGCCAAAUAGUUCAUUUGCCUCUUAUCGGAGUAUUAUUCCAGACAUAUAUCCCAAAUCAAAAUUACAAAGCUGCUGUUCCAACGAUUGCUGCCAUGGAGCACACAUCUAACGUGCACGCAACACGAAGACUGAUACUGACAUCAGCUUACGAGGGCGAUAUGUUUCGAAGUUUAGCCAGUGUUGUUAGUUACGUGCAUUUAUUAUGGGAAUUAGUACUUCUUAGUGAACCAAUCGUUGUGAUGGCAAGCUCACCGACUACAUGUUCCGAGAUGGUUCAAGCGCUUAUAGCCAUGAUCGCGCCGUUGAAGUAUUGUGCAGAUCAUCGACCGUAUUUUACUAUUCACGAUUCGGAAUUCAAAGAGUACACCACUGAUUCUCCGACGCCACCUGCUGUGAUCCUGGGCGUGACAAAUCCAUUCUUCGCAAAGACGCUGCAACACUGGCCGCAUAUCAUCCGGAUAAGUAACGGCAACAAUAGCGAAGAUCAGAAAUAUAAAAUCAAGAGAUCUGAAAAUCUGAAGGUGCUAGACUCGAAGCCUGGCGUUUACACUCAGUACAAAUCUUUCCUGCAGAAAGACAAAACUAUACUGAAGAAAUUAUUCAGGGGUAUUCAAACAAAACGGCCGGGCGAAGUGCAGACCGCGCUUUUGAAACGUCAUCUUAUAGAACUCACGGAGAGCUUUAUGAUUCCGCUUGAGAGAUACAUCGCGACCCUUAUGCCACUACAAAAGAACAUAUCACCUUUUAAGGCAACUCCUACACCACAAAUGUUCAAUCCAGAUGACUUCCUAGCUAGUUUAAGCAGCUCCGGUCCUCAAUUAACUACAGGUAUAAAAGGCGAUUGGGUAGGACUCUAUAAACGAUUCUUUCGAUCACCGAACUUUUCCGGAUGGUUUCACACAAGAUAUAUGGAGUUGAGUCAGCAGUUGCAAGUUAAACAGUUAGAGAAAUUAUCGCAGGCGGAUUUAAAAACGUGGGUACAAGGGAAGCAAGAGGUGGAAGUAGUCGAUAUGAUUCUUAGAAUUCGCCAGAAGUUGGAGAAAAGCUGCAUUGAUGACGUACCAAUCGAUAAUUCGGUAAGAGAGAAACUGCGAGAGAGAAUAAAUGACAUUACGCACGUAUUGCCGGAUGAUUUAAAGGUGAUUUUAAGACAUGAAUCUUGA
Messenger RNA from Trachymyrmex septentrionalis, 2586 nucleotides. Its product is annotated as protein DENND6A. The transcript has 10 exons. Gene Ontology annotation, cellular component: recycling endosome. The record is from RefSeq and is a predicted model, not a curated record. Bases 856 to 2586 code for a protein of 576 amino acids. Gene Ontology annotation, molecular function: guanyl-nucleotide exchange factor activity. Lineage: Eukaryota; Metazoa; Arthropoda; Insecta; Hymenoptera; Formicidae.